AUGGAUCGUUGCUGGAUUGACCGCGGAAUCGACAUCAAAUGCGCGAACAUCUUCGCAGAUCAAGGAGCUGCGAACGAAAAGCGCAAGACUAAGAUCGUUUGCACGCUCGGACCCGCGUGUUGGAGCGUGGAGAAUUUGUUGAAGCUGAUAGACGCGGGCAUGGACGUAGCGCGAUUCAAUUUCUCACAUGGCGAUCACGCCUCGCACCAGGCGUGCUUGGACCGGCUGCACGAAGCGAUGAAGCAGCGUCCGCACAAGCGCGUCUGCUUGAUGCUGGACACGAAGGGUCCCGAGAUUCGCACGGGCGACUACGAAGACGGAAUUUCGAGCUGCGAGUUCAAAAAGGGCGAGAAGCUGCGCAUCGUGACCGACUACGGGUUCAAAGGAAACUCGGCGUGCAUUGCGACGACGUACAAGAAGCUUCCGACGACAGUGAAAAAAGGCGCCGUGAUUUUGAUCGCAGACGGGUCGCUUUCGGUAGAAGUGACGGCGUGCGGACCGGACUACGUCGACACGCUGAUUUUGAACAACGCGAAGUUCGGUUCGCGUAAAAACAUGAACUUGCCGGGCGCGAAAGUGGAGCUGCCGGUGUGCGGCGAGCGCGAGAUCAAUGACAUUACGAAGUUCGGGCUGCCAAACUUGAUGACCUCCAUUGCCGUGUCUUUCGUUCAGUCGCCGCAAGACGUGCUCGACUUCCGCAAGCAGCUGGGCGAGAAAGGCAAACACAUCAUGAUCAUUCCGAAGAUCGAGAACGCGGAGGGCGUGAGAAACCUCGAGAAGAUCGUGGAGGUUUCGGACGGUAUCAUGGUGGCGCGCGGAGACCUCGGCAUGGAGAUUCCGCUGUCAAAGGUGUUUUUGGCGCAGAAGCACAUGAUCGACCUGUGCAACAAAGCCGGCAAGCCGGUGAUCGUCGCGACGCAGAUGCUCGAGUCCAUGAUUUCGAACCCGCGGCCUACGCGCGCGGAGGUCGGCGACGUGGCGAACGCAGUGCUCGACGGCGCGGACGCGGUGAUGCUUUCGGGCGAAAGCGCGAACGGGCUCUUUUUCGACCGCGCGGUGCAGUACCUGGAACAGACGUCGUACGAGGCAGAGUGUUGCUUCAACUACGCGGUGUAUUACAACACGAUCGCGCUGCAGCUGCCGCCGACGAACCCGUUGGAGAACUUGGUUUACAACGCGGUGCGCGUGGCGUACGGCGCGCAGUGCGAAGCCAUGAUCACGGUCACGAACUGCGGCACGACGGCGCAGUUGAUGGCGAAAUUCCGCUCGAGCCAGCGCGUGAUUGUGGGCACGACAUGCGAUUGUUGCGAGCGGCUUUGGGUUCGGGCUUGA
Messenger RNA from Dermatophagoides pteronyssinus (European house dust mite), 1332 nucleotides. RefSeq names its product pyruvate kinase-like. Lineage: Eukaryota; Metazoa; Arthropoda; Arachnida; Sarcoptiformes; Pyroglyphidae. The record is from RefSeq and is a predicted model, not a curated record.